This is a messenger RNA of Knipowitschia caucasica, 981 nucleotides long. Lineage: Eukaryota; Metazoa; Chordata; Actinopteri; Gobiiformes; Gobiidae. The record is from the annotation of a GenBank genome assembly.
AUGUCCAUCUUCCAUUGGGCUGAGGUACAGAGGGAGUGUGGAGGGAUGGCGGUGCUCUUACCAUUCUCUUUAGUGUUUGCCAAUGUUGGAGGUGUAACUGGGGGUCUGGCCCUGGAUAAAGAAAAAGAGCAUGGCUCAACGGCCGUGGCCAGCCCUGGAGCCCUGAGUCUACAGCCCUCUGUCAACGGGACCAGUCCAGCCCCAGCCCCCACAUCCGGCUGCCCUGCUCCUGCAGGCGGAUAUGGGGACACCCCUGUGUCUGCUUUAUCGCCAGGCCCAUCCCAGGAGAACAUGGCAAACCCUAAAGAGAAAACUCCGAUGUGUUUGGUGAAUGAGUUAGCCCGUUUUAAUAGGAUCCAACCACAGUAUAAGCUGCUCAACGAGCGAGGGCCUGCACACGCAAAGAUAUUCACUGUACAGCUGACUCUUGGGGAGCAGGUCUGGGAAGCUGAAGGCACAAGCAUCAAAAAAGCCCAGCAUUCCACUGCUGCUAAAGCUCUGGACGAGAGUGUUCUUCCCCGACCUGCGCCACGCUCCCCAAAAGUGGACAUCAACAGCAACCCAGGCAGUAUCACACCAACAGUGGAGCUGAAUGGUCUUGCAAUGAAGAGAGGGGAGCCUGCUAUCUACCGGCCUUUGGAUCCUAAACCCAUGCCCAACUACAGAGCAAACUACAACUUCAGAGGGAUGUUCAACCAAAGGUACCACUAUCCUGUUCCUAAGAUCUUCUAUGUGCAGCUUUCUGUGGGGAGCCAUGAGUUCAUUGGAGAAGGACGCACUCGCCAAGCAGCUCGACACAAUGCAGCUAUGAAGGCUCUACAAGCUCUGCGAAACGAACCCAUACCAGAAAGGCCACCACAAGCCCCAGAAGAGGAAGAAGACAGUGAUGAUGGUGCGGAUGCCAGUAAAUCAGAAAUUAGCUUGGUAUAUGAAAUAGCACUGAAGAGGAAUUUCUCUGUUAACUUUGAGUUGUCAAUAUAG